Molecule: messenger RNA, 3523 nt
Organism: Morus notabilis
Lineage: Eukaryota; Viridiplantae; Streptophyta; Magnoliopsida; Rosales; Moraceae
Product: subtilisin-like protease SBT6.1
Exons: 10
Coding region: 125-3235 (1036 amino acids)
Biological process (GO): proteolysis
Cellular component (GO): Golgi apparatus
Molecular function (GO): serine-type endopeptidase activity
Source: RefSeq, a predicted model, not a curated record
GAGAGUCGAAACUCUGCAAUUAACACUUAUCUCACUCCCAUUUCUCUCUCUCUUUCUCUAUAUCAGAUGCGAAGGAAGUUUCCCGCCAAAUGAUUGAAGGCUUCACGGCGUCGCCACCACCGCCAUGAUCGCUCACUCCCAUCGGACCUCCGUCGUCGUCGUCUUCUUCUCUGUCGCGAUCCCUCUCCUCUCCUUCUCUCUCCUCCGCAAUUCGCCGCCCCGCGCUUCUCCGACCGCUGCUCCAAACCUAAAUUCUUCCUCUCCGGGAGUUGAUCUCAAGAACAAUUACAUCGUCCGCUUCACGGAGUAUAAGAUCGCCGGAGAACACCGGGAGUACCUGCAAUCGCGCCUCCGAUCGCCGGGAUGGGGCUGGAUCGAGCGGCGGAAUCCGGCGGCUCGGUUUCCGACCGACUUCGCAUUGGUUUGGAUCGAGGAGUCGGCGAGGGAAGGGGUGGUUCGGGAGUUGGAGAGGUUAGGGAUGGUGAAGGACGUCAAUGUCGACGCGAGCUACAGGAGGGGUUUGCUUAGGGAAGGGAAGAGGAGGAGAGCUAGGGUUGGGGCUUUUGUGGAUGGGAAGAAGCGGCCUGGGAAGAUUUUCACAGCGAUGUCGUUUAGCGAAGGCGAGGGCGAGUCGUUGAGCUGGAAGAGGGAGCUAUUGGCGGAUAGAUCUCAAGUUACUUCAUUAUUUGGAGCUGAUGCUCUCUGGGCAAAGGGGUUCACUGGGUCAAAAGUCAAAAUGGCCGUCUUCGACACUGGCAUUCGAGAUAAGCAUCCGCAUUUUCGAAACAUCAAGGAGCGUACAAACUGGACCAAUGAAGAUACCUUGAAUGACAAUCUUGGACACGGGACAUUUGUUGCUGGUGUUGUCGCCGGGGUAGACGCAGAGUGUCUCGGUUUUGCUCCCGACACAGAGAUCUAUGCUUUCCGUGUGUUUACAGAUGCGCAGGUAUCAUACACAUCGUGGUUCCUUGAUGCGUUCAACUAUGCCAUUGCAACCAAUAUCGAUGUGUUAAAUUUGAGCAUAGGUGGACCUGAUUACUUGGAUCUCCCAUUUGUGGAGAAGGUAUGGGAAAUAACAGCAAACAAUAUAAUAAUGGUUUCUGCAAUUGGAAAUGAUGGACCGCUUUAUGGAACUCUAAACAAUCCAGCUGAUCAGAGUGAUGUGAUUGGCGUUGGUGGCAUUGACUAUAGUGAUCACAUUGCUUCUUUUUCCUCAAGAGGCAUGAGUACUUGGGAACUCCCUCACGGUUAUGGCCGGGUGAAGCCAGAUGUGGUUGCAUACGGCCGGGACAUUAUGGGAUCUAAAAUCAGCACAGGUUGUAAAAGCUUAUCCGGUACUAGCGUGGCAAGUCCUGUUGUGGCUGGUAUGGUUUGUCUGCUUGUUAGUGUCAUCCCUGAAAAUAAUCGGAAGCACAUCUUAAAUCCAGCAAGCAUGAAACAAGCACUUGUUGAGGGAGCUGCAAAGCUCUCUGGUCCAAAUAUGUAUGAGCAGGGUGCAGGCAGAGUUGAUCUGUUAGCGUCCUAUGAAAUUCUUAAGAGCUAUCAACCCCGUGCAAGCAUCUUUCCCAGUGUUCUCGAUUAUACAGACUGCCCUUAUUCCUGGCCCUUUUGUCGUCAACCGCUUUAUGCAGGUGCCAUGCCUGUUAUUUUUAACACGACCAUUCUUAAUGGGAUGGGUGUGGUUGGAUAUGUUGAGAGUCAACCAACAUGGCAUCCUUCUGAUGAAGAAGGUAAUCUUCUGAGCAUCCACUUUACUUAUUCAGAAGUUAUCUGGCCUUGGACUGGUUAUUUGGCACUUCACAUGCAAAUUAAGGAGGAAGGGGCACAAUUUUCUGGAGACAUUGAGGGUAAUGUGACAUUUAGGGUGUAUAGCCCUCCGGCUCAAGGAGAGAAGGACCGGCGUAUUAGUACUUGUGUUCUUCAAUUGAAGUUAAAAGUAGUUCCUACUCCACCAAGAUCAAAAAGAAUCUUGUGGGACCAGUUUCACAACAUUAAAUAUCCUCCUGGUUAUAUUCCAAGAGACUCAUUGGAUGUCCGUAAUGACAUUCUCGAUUGGCAUGGGGAUCACCUGCAUACGAAUUUUCACAUCAUGUUCAACAUGUUACGGGAUGCUGAUUACUAUGUAGAAACACUUGGUUCCCCCCUUACGUGCUUUGAUGCUCACCAGUAUGGGACACUUCUUUUGGUUGAUCUUGAGGAUGAGUAUUUCCAAGAGGAGAUUGACAAGCUAAGAGAUGAUGUUAUUAAUACUGGAUUGGGGUUGGUUGUGUUUAGCGAGUGGUAUAAUGUCGACACGAUGGUGAAGAUGAGAUUCUUUGAUGAUAACACCCGCAGCUGGUGGACUCCUGUUACUGGAGGUUCUAAUGUUCCAGCACUGAAUGACCUUUUGGCUCCAUUUGGGAUUGCAUUUGGAGAUAAAAUUCUGAAUGGAGAUUUUACAAUUAAUGGUGAACAGAGUAGAUAUGCAUCUGGAACAGACAUUGUGAGAUUUCCUGGAGGGGGUUAUGUGCACAGCUUUCCCUUCUUUGAUAGCUCAGAAAGCGGGGCCACUCAAAAUGUACUGCGGGCAUCCGACAUGUCCAUGGCAGACUCUCCCAUCCUUGGUCUUAUUGAAGCGGGUGAAGGUCGUAUUGCAGUCUAUGGGGAUUCCAACUGUUUGGACAGCAGUCAUAUGGUAACUAAUUGUUACUGGCUCCUGAGAAAAAUAUUAGAUUUCACUGGUGGGAACAUCAAAGAUCCUGUGCUUUUUGCCAACUCUGCUAAACAAGAUUCGCCCCUUUAUGUGGAUGACAACCAAUUACCAUCUCGUAGAACCGAUGUGAAUUUCUCUGCAUACUCCGCAGUCAUGGGUAAGGAAUUGAUCUGCGGAAGUGAUUCCAGAUUUGAAAUAUGGGGGACCAAGGGCUACAAUUUACAGGUUAGGGGAAGAAACAGGAGAUUACCAGGUUAUCCUGUUAUAGAUUUGGGGCGAGGUCUAAAUUCUUCGAACCGCAUGUUUGAUUCGAGGCGUCCAAAGUUGAACGUAAAGAGUAAAAGUGAUUCUUUGGGAAACAAGUACUUGGGUCUGCUCUAUGGAGAUGAGCUUGAGAUGCCUGUGCUAGCUGCUAGUCAUUGGAUUGUUCCUUCACUAAUUGCUGUUACUGGUCUUCUGCUAUUCUUGAGCUUCUGGCGAAUUCGGCAGAAGCGACGACGGCGGAGGAAGAGUUCUGGGUCUGGUCGAUUUUCUAAUCCCUAGUCCUGAAUCAAUUUUCCAAUAGGCUUUUCUUUUCUUUUCUUUAUUCUUUUCUUUUUCUCCCUCUCAACUUUGGACACCCAAAGUUUUACUGCCACCAUUGAUUUCCAUAGGAAAGUCAUUUCACUAAUCCAAGAGUUACUGUUGUCAAAGCAUCACCACAGGAAAUUUUGUAUUUUAAUGAUUGAUAAGUAAAGUAUUAUACUUGUUUGACGAUAGAUUUUAUUGAUGUACCAUUCCUUUUUUAUUUUUGGUAGAAAUAAUUCACUGGACCCCUACUUGCGGAUUUGA